Messenger RNA from Saprolegnia parasitica CBS 223.65, 2454 nucleotides. RefSeq lists its product as hypothetical. Lineage: Eukaryota; Oomycota; Saprolegniomycetes; Saprolegniales; Saprolegniaceae. Gene Ontology annotation, molecular function: DNA helicase activity; ATP binding; ATP-dependent chromatin remodeler activity. The record is from RefSeq and is a predicted model, not a curated record. Gene Ontology annotation, biological process: DNA repair; chromatin remodeling. The transcript has 6 exons. Bases 1 to 2451 code for a protein of 816 amino acids.
AUGUGGACGUCGAUUGUGGCCAAGCUCGAUGCGCGUCUGGAGACGGCGGGCGCGCCCAGCGAGUCGGUUGUGGCACUCGUGACGGACCAGCUGCAGGACGUGCUCUUGCACGCGUACCAGGUCGAAGGCCUCCGCUGGCUCCUGCAGCGCGACGCCGCCGGCCUCAACGUAAUCGUCGGCGACGAGAUGGGCCUCGGCAAGACGCUGCAGACGAUCGCGUUCCUGUGCUACCUCGUAUCGACCAAGUCGCUUAUGGCGCCGAGCCUUGUCGUCGCGCCGCUGAGCGUGCUGCCCAACUGGGCCGAGCAGAUCGGCCGCUUCGCCCCGCACCUGCGCGUCGUGACGUACGCCGGCAGCAAGGACGAGCGCACCGCCGCGCAAGCCAAGAUUGCGACCACGAGCCCGCAUGUGGUGCUCACGUCGUACGAGCUCGUGCUCCUCGACACGGGGUACUUUAAGACGCUGCCGUGGGUCCUUGGCGUCUUUGACGAAGGCCAUCGACUCAAGAACCCGAAAGGCAAGCUGUACCAAGCUCUCUGCGCCGACAUCUCGUUUGAUCGGAAGCUCCUCUUGACGGGCACACCCGUGCAGAACAACAUGCUCGAGCUCGCCGCGCUCCUCGCGUUUUUAAACCCGAGUGUCUUUACCGAGGACGUCGUCGAGCGCUUCGUCGCGGCCAAUUUGGCGCCGGCGACGCUGCGGGCUCUCUUGGCGCCGCUCAUGCUGCUGCGCACGGUGGCAGACGUCAAGUCGACGCUGCAACUGCCGCCGCUCUCCAAGGUUGUCGUCCACACGCGCAUGGCGCCAAUGCAGCGAGCAUACUACAAGGAGAUCGUCUCGAAAGGCUCGGGCGACGGGCCCGGCGUCUCGCUCAUGAACAUCCUCGCGCAGCUCCGGAAGGCGUGCAACCACCCGUACCUGUUCCCGAACGCCGAGCCGGAGCCGUUCUCCGAAGGCCCGCAUCUGUACGAGAACAGCGGGAAGCUCCACGUGCUCCACGCGCUCUUGCCGGCGCUCCACGCGCAAGGCCACGUCGUCUUGCUUUUCUCGACGUCUACCGCCUUCCUCGACAUCAUCCAGGACUACUGCACGAUGGCCAAGCUCUCUUACGAGCGCCUCGACGGCUCCGUGCGCGGGGAAGAAAGGUGGCAAACCAUUGAUCGCUUCCGCAAGCGCGACGACACGUUCUUGUUUCUGUUGAGCACGCGCGCCGGUGGCGUUGGCUUGAACCUCCAGCGCGCCGAUACGGUGAUUUUUUGCGACGUCGACUACAAUCCGCAAAUGGAGCUCCAGGCGCUGGCGCGGGCUUAUCGCAUGGGACAAACCAAGCCGAUUCACGUGUUGCACUUGAUCUGUCAGCACUCGGUGGAAGAGCUCAUCUAUAAACGGUCCCUCGCCAAGCUCGAGCUGUCUCAAAAAGUGCGCGAAGCCUCCAAGCUCCACCUGCACGUCGACGACACCAACCCUGCGUGUCUCGAUGGGCUUCCGAACGACGCCGUCCUCGCGUAUGGUCUGCAUCAUCUUUUGGAGAGCUCGGACGAGGCGCUCGCACCGCUCUCCGCUGACGAGAUUGCGGUGCUGCUUGAUCGCACGGCGCCGCUAGAAGCUGCCGCCCCUGCCAUCUUGGCCGACGUCGCCGUCGACAACAUGUACUGCUUCGAAGGCACCGACUACUCGGGCCAAGACGCGGCGUGCCUCAAGACCCUCAAGGCCACAACGCCUACCAAGACGUCCCGUAAAGGAGCCAAACUCAAGGUCCAGUACGAGGACGACGAAGGCGGUGUCGACGUCGAUAUGGAGGAAACGGAGGAGGAGCGGGCGGCGCGCAAGCAAGCUGCGCUGGCCAAGAAGCUCGCUAUGUGGGCCAAGAACCAAUACACGUCGCACGCGCUCGACCCUUGCGACGACGACGCGGCCAACGAAACGAACGAGAUGGAGCUGGCAUACACGACGGGCAACGCGGCGACGGUCCAACCCGCGGGCGCACAGCCUCUCGUGAUCGUCCACUGCGUCGACACGAGUGGCGCCUGGACGCCGCGCGGCUUCUUUGGCGCGCUCUCAAGCCGGUCCAGCGCGCCCGAGACCGUGUACGCGGCCGCGAAAAAGUGCCAGGACCUCAAGCUCGGCCAGGCCCACUGCGUUCCGAUCAGCGACAGCGUGUACGUCUGCCUCCUCGUUGUGCAGUCAUCAGCCAAGUCCAAGCUUAAACUGCGCACUGCCAAAACGCUCGCCUUCCGCCUCAACGCGCUGCAGGAGUCUCUCAAGGCGCUCGCAGGCUUUGCGCGAGCGACCGGCGCGUCCGUGCACAUGCCUCGCCUCGGCGCCGGCACGCCGGGCUUCAACUGGUACGCCGUCGAGCGCCUCCUAAAGAAGCACUUGGUCCGCUGCGGCGUCGAGACGUCGGUCUACUACUACAAGCCUCCGCACAAGAAGCCCAAGGCUGCACCGUAAACG